Triticum dicoccoides is the source of this 2680-nucleotide messenger RNA. RefSeq names its product protein argonaute 4B-like. NCBI's taxonomy places the organism in Eukaryota, Viridiplantae, Streptophyta, Magnoliopsida, Poales, Poaceae. The record is from RefSeq and is a predicted model, not a curated record. The transcript is spliced from 21 exons. The coding region runs from base 1 to 2664 and encodes 887 amino acids. Gene Ontology annotation, molecular function: RNA binding; protein binding.
AUGGAGUCGCAGGCUCAGAGCAGCAAGGGCGAUUCCAGCAAGUCACCAAUGCCGCACGGUGGCGAGGGCGAUGAACCUGGCAAGGAUGAUUCCAGCAAGUCGCCAAUGCUGCACCGCGGCAAGGGCGAUGAACCCAGCAAGGCGCCGCCCACGCCUCAGAUGCUUCCCAUCACAAGGCCACCCAAGCCCGGCACAAGGGGGCGGCGCAUAACGCUGCUCACCAACCACUUCAAAGCCUCCUGGAAGCCAGCGCAUGACUUCUUUUACCACUAUCACGUAGAUCUCAAGUACGCAGACGGUCAACCCGCUGCUGGGGAACGCGUGGGGAGGAAAGUGAUGAGGCAGCUUUACGAGACCUACGCCUCUGACCUCGCAGGCAAGCAAUUCGCCUACGACGGCGAGACGGGCCUCUACACCGCUGGGCCUCUUCCUUUUACCACCAAUGUGUUUGAGGUUAUCCUGGUUGAUGCUUCAUCCCGAAGGAUUGCAGCAACGAGCGGGAGCCAUGGAGGAGAUGGCAGCCCAGGGCCAAGUGACAACAAGAGAAUGAAAACAGAAGCACACUCCAAAAUUUUCAAGGUGGAGAUAACCUUCGCGGCAAAGGUUCGGAUGAACAAUUCCUCACAGGAUGCUCUUCGGGUUCUCGACAUCAUUCUGAGGCAGCACUCUGCAAAACAGAAUUGCCUUUUAGUCCGACAGUCUUUUUUCCGUGGAGAUUCCCGUUACUUGGAGUUGGGUGGCGGUGUUCGCGGUUGUCAGGGUUUUUAUUCUAGCUUUCGACCCACUCUCAGUGGGCUCUCACUCAAUGUUGAUUUAACCACCACGAUGGUAGUGAGACCCGGGCCUGUGAUUGACUUUCUACUCUUCAACCAGGAUGUGAAGGACACUUCCAGAAUUGACUGGCGCAAAGCCAAACGGGCACUGAACAAAUUAAGGAUCGAGACCAUUCACACCAAGGCAGAAUUUACGAUUACUGGAUUGACCGAAAACAAUUGCAAUGAGCAGACUUUCCCACAAAAGCAAAAAGAUGGCAACACUGUGGAUGUAACUGUCUAUGAUCACUUCAUGAAUCGUUGGUCUAUGAAGAUGGAAAAGUCUGCUAAUUUGCCCUGUCUAAUUGCGGGGAAGCCAAUGCGCCCAACAUACCUCCCGCUGGAGGUUUGCAUUCUACUGCCAUUACAAAGGUAUAAAAAGUCACUGUCAACGUUGCAAAGGUCAAAGCUGGUGGAGGGAUCCAGGCAGAGGCCGGAUCAAAGGAUGUUGAGCUUAUCUGGUGCGUUGCGUGCCAAUAAUUAUAAUUCCGAUCCAAUGCUGAGGGAAUGCGGCAUUGCGAUAGAUCCAGAGUUUACUCAAGUCGAGGGUAGAGUCCUUCAGGCACCACAGUUAAACUCUGCAGAUGGUAGAGAACUUCGUACACCUAAUGGGCGGUGGAACUUCAAUAAUGACAGGUUCAUUCAACCCAUAAAAGUGAAGAUGUGGGGAGUUGUUAAUUUUUCUGCACGAUAUAAUGUUGAAGAUCUUGUCAGCCGCCUUGUCCAAUCUGGUGCCAAGAAGGGAAUUGAAAUGGCCAAAUGUGGCGCUGUAAUUGAGGAGAGUCAUCAAACGAGACGGGAGCCUCCGACAAAAAGGGUAGAGGCUAUGUUUGAGCAGAUAAAAGCAAAGCUAAAAAGGAAACCAGACUUUCUCUUUCUCCUGUGUGUUCUUCCUGAGAAAAACUCUGACAUCUAUGGACCGUGGAAGCGUGAAUGCCUUGUGAAACAUGGUUUCUUUACGCAAUGCUUGGUUCCUCCUGCCAAUAUCAAAGAUCAGUACCUCACAAAUGUGCUGCUAAAGAUAAAUGCAAAGCUUGGCGGGUUGAAUUCAUUGCUAAAAAAGGAAACAAUCCGUGCUAUUCCUCACGUGUCGAGGGUACCAACCAUCAUCUUUGGUAUGGAUGUUUCCCAUGGUUCACCAGGACAAAAUGUACCAUCAGUUGCUGCAGUGGUUAGUUCAUUGAAGUGGCCAAUCAUGUCGAAGUACAGAGCUUCUGUGUGCACUCAGUCACCCAGGCUGGAAAUGAUUGAUACCUUGUUUAAGCCAGUUGGAGAUGAUGAUCAUGGCCUCAUUAAGGAUUCACUAGUUGACUUCCUCGGAAACAACGAUGGUCAGAGGCCGGAACAAAUUAUCAUUUUCAGGGAUGGCGUUAGUGAGAGCCAGUUCAAUCAGGCACUGAACGAGGAGCUAGCUCAGAUCAUGGAGGCAUGCAAGUUUUUUGGUGGCAAGCAUUUUAAUGGUAACUGGUUCCCCAAGUUCACAUUGAUAGUUGCACAGAAGAAUCAUCACACGAGAUUUUUCUCGCGAAAUGGACAGAGACCUAAUCAUUCUGCUUUUGUGUUCCAGGGGACUACAAGGCCAACACACUACCAUGUUCUCCACGAUGAGAUAGGCUUCUCUGCUGAUGAGCUGGAGGAGCUCGUGCACUCCCUAUCCUAUGUGUACCAGAGGAGCACCACAGCAAUCUCAGUAGUUGCUCCCAUCUUCUACGCACACCUUGCAGCGGGCCAGGUGGCCAAGUUCACCAAGAUCGAUGAUAUGUCGGAGACAUCGUCCCAGGCUGAGGCUGCCCCGGUGCCGGAGCUGCCUCGUCUGCAUCCCAAUGUAGCGUCAACGAUGUUCUUCUGCUGAGUCGCACAGUUUCCCC